CUUGACACCCAUGUGACACUUGACACCCAUGCCACACUUGACACCCAUGCCACACUUGACACCCAUGCCACACUUGACACCCAUGUGACACUUAACACCAAUGCGACACUUGACACCCAUGUGACACUUGACACCCAUGCCACAUUUGACACCCAUGCCACACUUGCCACCCAUGCAACACUUGCCACCAAUGCAACACCCAUGCAACACUUGUCACACAUGCAACACUUGACACCAAUGGAUGUAACAGGAAAUCAGAUCCGAGAAAUACACCCUGGAACUUUUAGUGUUUCUCUGCCACUUAUUUACUUUAACACCCAUGCGACACUUGACACCCAUGCUACACUUGACAUCCUUUUGACACUUGACACCCAUGCGACACUUAUUAACACCCAUGCAACACUUGCCACCCAUGCCACACUUGCCACCCAUGCAACACUUGACACCCAUGUGAAACUUGACACCCAUGCUACACUUGACCCAAAUGCGACACUUGACACCCAUGUGACACUUGAGACCCAUGCAACACUUGAGACCCAUGUGACACUUGAGACCCAUGCAACACUUGACACCUUAUGCAACAAUUGACACCCAUGUGACACUUGACACCCUGUGACAUUUGACACCCAUGUGACACUUGACACCCAUGUCACACUUGACACCCAUGUGACACUUGACACCCAUGCCACACUUGACACCCAUGCCACACUUGACACCCAUGCAACACCCAUGCAACACUUGACACCCAUGUGA
Molecule: messenger RNA, 753 nt
Organism: Actinia tenebrosa (Australian red waratah sea anemone)
Lineage: Eukaryota; Metazoa; Cnidaria; Anthozoa; Actiniaria; Actiniidae
Molecular function (GO): protein binding
Source: RefSeq, a predicted model, not a curated record